This is a messenger RNA of Glycine soja, 1348 nucleotides long. RefSeq names its product protein SCO1 homolog 2, mitochondrial-like. The transcript has 7 exons. The coding region runs from base 223 to 1050 and encodes 275 amino acids. Gene Ontology annotation, biological process: mitochondrial respiratory chain complex IV assembly. Lineage: Eukaryota; Viridiplantae; Streptophyta; Magnoliopsida; Fabales; Fabaceae. The record is from RefSeq and is a predicted model, not a curated record.
UUUGUUUUGCAGAAUAAGUAGGUUGGGAGUGAUGAUGUUAUGUGUAGCACAUAGGAAUUGCCGAAUUGGAUACAAUCCGGAAGAAUAAGCUUGGAGAGCAAGGCAAUAUUUGGAUGUUUUAUGGCAGAAAUAGGUGCACGGCAGGCAUGGGUUUCAGCUUUUGUGACUCAAUCACCCACCAUAACCAUUAUUAUCAGUACAUAGUACUAGUUAAUCUCAGUCAUGCCUAUUCCUAGGUUUAUGCUCUUUUCAUCCCAGCAUCGCUCCACUGCUGCGGCCCUCGCUCUUCUUCGAAGGUGCGUUCCCUCUACGACAACUCAAUCUGUUAGGUAUUCAAAAUCAACAAGUCACGGUAAAACAAAACAUUAUCUUCAUCCUGUAUUCCAACCAGAAUCCAGCUCCGCCUCCCAGGUUUCUCGCUCAUGGGGUGCCUAUGUUGUUCCAGCUGCUGUUCUUGGAUUUGCUGGGCUUGCAGCUUUUUUUCACUAUAAUGAUGAGAGAAGAGCGGUUCCCAAAGGUCAUCAGGGUGGUGGCCUCAGAAAUGUUGCCAAUGGACCCAUAAUUGGGGGUCCAUUUACACUAAUUAAUACAGAGAAACAAGCAAUUACAGAACGUAAUUUUCUUGGGAAUUGGGUCCUCCUCUACUUUGGUUAUACCUCAUCCCCCGAUCUUGGGCCAGAGCAAGUCCAAAUUAUGGCCAACGCAAUUGAUAUAUUAGAAUCAAAACAGAAUCUCAAGAUUCUACCUGUAUUUGUUUCGAUUGAUCCUCAACGUGAUACUCCCUCACAACUUCGUGCUUACCUUAAAGAGUUUGAUUCAAGAAUCAUAGGAUUAACUGGACCUGUUGCAGCUAUUAGGCAGAUGGCUCAAGAAUAUCGUGUUUACUUUAAAAAGGUAGAAGAGGAUGGCAAUGAUUAUCUUGUUGACUGUUCCCACAACAUGUAUUUGCUGAAUCCUAAAUUGGAGGUUACGAGAUGCUUUGGAGUCGAGUAUAGUGCAGAGGAGUUGUCAGAAGCGAUAGUGAAAGAGCUGAACAGAAACCCCUCUUGAAUGGUUACGAGAUGCUUUGGAGUCGAGUAUAGUGCGGAGGAGAUGUUUCUGUUUUUCGUUUUCUUCUAAUUAGAUCACAGAAUAAUUUACAUCUGAUGAAUUAAGUUUUACUUUAGACGAUUGGAUUUAGCUUUGCUUUAUUUUCAACUAGACUUGCAGAAAAAUGUAGUGGCAAUCUGAGCUUCAUUUUAAGUUUCGCGGGCAUUUAGUUCUUGGCUAACAUCUUAGAUGGAUGUUUUAUACCUGAAUGUUUUCACAUUCACCUUCAUCUAACAAGCACUUUGGUUUUAGUUCACGA